Messenger RNA from Solanum verrucosum, 1720 nucleotides. RefSeq lists its product as uncharacterized. The record is from RefSeq and is a predicted model, not a curated record. The transcript has 6 exons. The coding region runs from base 188 to 1324 and encodes 378 amino acids. NCBI's taxonomy places the organism in Eukaryota, Viridiplantae, Streptophyta, Magnoliopsida, Solanales, Solanaceae.
UAUUUAUCAAAUCAUCCAUUUUUUAGCAAUCGACGUUAUCCACACGUUUAGAUCCUUUGAAUGUGUUUACGGUGCAAUUAAGCCAUUAAGGUCGUCCCUUUUCGGGUCGGGUCGGAUAUAUACCAGUUUUCCUGGUUUUGGAUCGGAAAGAGGGCAGAGAGAGAAGGAGGAGCAGUAGUGGUUGUCAAUGGCAGCCUUCUCCUUCUCCCUCUCCACUUCUCCUCUUCCUAUACGCCAUUUCAAACGCCUAUCUAUUUCUCCCUCACUCUCUUCUCUUCCCUUUCGUUCAACCAAAAUUCCUAAUAAAUCUUUAACCUUAAGAACUGCUUCAAUUUCUGCUUCUUCUUACGAUGAUUUCAGUGCCAGCAAUCAGAAUUCUCGAUCCAAGAAAUCAGUCCUCUCAAACUUGAUACAAGAGAUAGAGCCAUUGGAUGUGAGCCUUAUUCAAAAAGAUGUACCACCCACAACCAUUGAUGCAAUGAAAAGAACUAUAUCAGGCAUGUUGGGCUUGCUUCCAUCAGACCAGUUUCAAGUUCUAAUUGAAGCUUUGUGGGAACCAAUCUCCAAGCUUUUGAUCUCUUCAAUGAUGACUGGGUAUACACUACGAAAUGCUGAGUACAGGCUUUGUCUUGAAAAGAACCUUGAAAUAUAUGAUAGAAACAUUGGUAGACAAAAGCUUGAAGAUUCUAAAGUUGGAGAUGAGACAUUGCUGAAUGAAAAUAUAUCGAGCAAAAAAUCAGAACAUAAACAACCAACAUCAGAAGGAAAGAGUGAACUUUCACUUGAUAUUCCAGACGUUGGUAAAAUGACCCCUGAAGCUCAGCAAUACAUAUUAGACCUACAGACUCGCUUAGCGUCUUACAAAAAGGAACUUCAUGAAGUUAAGAGGAAAAGUGCAGCUCUUCAGAUGCAACAAUUUGUAGGUGAGGAGAAGAAUGAGUUGUUGGACUACUUAAGAUCAUUGCUUCCGGAGAAGGUUGCUGAGCUAUCAGAACCAACAUCCCUGGAAGUAAAGGAGACCAUCCGCUCAGUAGUCCAUGGACUACUUGCAACUCUAUCCCCUAGAAUGCAUUCUAAGGCCCCCGAUCUAUCAGAAAAUAGCUCUGCAGGAACUGUAAAUAUUGGAGCUGAAGAUUCCAUCGAUCUUGUUGAGAACACCUCCAUUCACUUCCAACCUCAGAUAUCAUUGACUCGAGAUUAUUUGGCUCGUCUGUUGUUUUGGUGCAUGCUGCUAGGGCACUACCUUAGAGGUCUAGAAUAUCGGGUGGAGCUUACUGUACUGUUGUCCUUGCCAUGUGGGUUAGAGAGCGAAUCGAGCAAUUAGCAAGUUGACUACACUUGUUUUUAGCCAAACAAGGCCGAGAAAGUUGAUGGAGCGCUUGUCUUGUUUAACUUGGUUGACUUUGUAAAUAGGCGAGUUUGUUUGACUACAGUGCUGGCAGAAAUAUGGUUCUGCAAAUGGUAAGCGAUUCUGUAAUUAUUUGAUGGAAUAUUCGAUAGAAUGGUCAUCAUGCUAGUCUGUCAAGUACGUCUACUCCUGUUAUUUAGAUUUACAAAUGCUUGUCUGUCGACUCUUGAUAGCAUAUAAAAAUAUGUUAUUUGAUAUAUGACUAGGUGCGAGUAUUUUAUGACUUUGAACUAGUGAUAAAAUGUUCAGGAUGUACCCUUCAGAACUCAUUUUAUAUUCAGAGAAGAACAAAUACUUAUUCAUUACUUUUAA